This is a messenger RNA of Anastrepha obliqua, 6453 nucleotides long. RefSeq names its product interference hedgehog (gene boi). NCBI's taxonomy places the organism in Eukaryota, Metazoa, Arthropoda, Insecta, Diptera, Tephritidae. The transcript has 11 exons. Gene Ontology annotation, cellular component: plasma membrane; axon. The coding region runs from base 1442 to 4969 and encodes 1175 amino acids. Gene Ontology annotation, molecular function: protein binding. The record is from RefSeq and is a predicted model, not a curated record. Gene Ontology annotation, biological process: cell-cell adhesion; axon guidance.
UUGGUAAGUUAAAGGUGUGCGCGCGUGAGAUUCGUUCUGCUUCAACGAUACCUUUAACAGACACCACAACUCAAUCGGAGUGCGGGUUAAAUGCGUUGAAACGGAUGUGUUUGUGUCGCGAAUGAAUGAAUAUGAAAAAAUGUGACUUGGCUUUGGAUCGAUUCCUACGCAAAUUACAACAGCAAACAUUUCACUUUAUAAAAAUCAAAAUGAUUUGACAUUAAUAAACAAAAACAAAAUUAAAAUAUAGCUGAUAAUCUAAAUUGCGAGCGGUGAACAAUGUGAAGAGGCAAAGCAAAAAACAAAAACAAUUCCCCACAGCCUAACAAAUGAAGUAAUGACAAUAAUAGAAAAAAAAAAUUAAAUAACAACAACAACAAUCCAAAUGUUUGCACGCAUAAUCACAGCUCGACGUUGACAAACAGCCAGCCGUUAAAGUAGCAACAACAACAAAGUAAAAUAACGAAGAAUUAUAAUAAAUGAUUCACUCGAGAAUUCGAAAAGAAUUCAAAUUAGAAAAUAAAGCAUUAGACGCAUUAGGCAAAUCAGCUAAUCAGUCAAUCAAUGAAUGGAAGGACUGAAUAAAAAUGCGAAAGUCAAAGUUAAAAUUACACAUGCAAAUCUUUCCAUUUUAUCUAUAGGUUUUAUAAACCUUUCUGCGGCAAUUUUAAAUAAAAAAAAAUACUUACAAAAACGAAACAGGCGACAUAAUCCCUAAUAAGUCGGAUUAAAUCGUCGGCCUAUGCCACAAAAGAAUUGAAUAAAAUAGUAACAGAAAAUAAUAGAAAAUCUUCUUACAAGAUUUCUUAAAAUAGAAGAAAAUUGUGCCAAAAUUAAUCAAUAAAAAAUUCUCCGCCAAUUGUGUAGUUGUGUACCCUGCAAGUGAAAACCGCCAAGUGCUUGAGCACUUAAAAACCCUGUGAAACGCAUGCGUAACCGUACUGGGUUGUUAUGUAUCCAGCCGCCGUGAAGGUUAGUUCCAAACAACAACAAAAAACGGAAAGACAAGAAAACACCACCUUAACAGAAGCUUGAAAAAAAGGGAAGAUUUCCAAAAUAUUUUUAAAAAAGUUUGUGAGUGCACAAAACGAGCGAGUUUGCAAAACAACCACAAAGUACUAUAAAAUCUUCGAAGGGCUUACAAACGCAGACUCCAAUUAAGGACUACCUAUAAAACCUUCUUGGUUCCAGGAUGCCUGUCUCCAAUGCUGCCUUAUUCUCAGUAAUAAUUUCCGCAAGUGGAUUUCCUAAACUGACGGAGGUGAGGAGCUAUUCGCUUAUCCAGCAUGCAUCUGCAGCGCCUGUCUAGCUAAUAGGAGUACGCAUCUUGUGCAACAACAACAGCAGUUAUUUGGAUUGAAAGAAAAAGACAAAGCCUUCAUAUCGGGCAUAUCCGGUUUGUGUCUCAUUUACAAAACAUAAAAAAGCCUACAGUACCGCCAUGUCGAAACGAAUCACAUUUUCGUCAGUCGCACUGUGGUUGUGGCAGCUCCAUCUGAUGCUUCUCCUACUGCUCUGCCCGCAACUCGCGCUUUCAUCGGCAUCACAACCCCCCUCGCUGGGUGCGCACAUCGUGCGCUCCCCCGAAUCAGCAGUAGCGCCCAAAGGCGAUGAAGUGGUCUUUGAGUGUGAAUUAAAUUUGGCGCCGGAGCGUUUGGAAUGGCGUUUUCGUCACUCGAGCGCUCGCACUACCGACGCCAUGAACUACAAUUAUCUGCAUGCUGAGGAAGGUCACAACAUCAUCAACGACGAUCUCACUUCGCGUCUGCGCGUUUUUGUCUCGCCCGAGACUUUGGGCGACUAUCAGUGUGUUGCCUGGUUUGGUUCCGCUGCAAUCGCUUCGACGCCCGCGCGCCUGACACUCGUUUCCCUCAGCAUCGACAAUUCGAACGGCUACAGUCGCAAUGCAAUACGUUGGAGCGUUGCGCCAAAGAAUUGUGUAAUAUUACGUUGCGGCACGGUCAGUUCGAACCCACCCGCUGUGUGGAGCUUCUUCCGCAACGGCGAGAAAGUGCCGCAGACCGAAGUGCUGCCUUCUGCGAAUGGCGCGCUCAUACUGCUGUCGGUGUCCUCGAAGGAUUCCGGUAACUAUACCUGCUCGGCGAUGAAUGCCAUCACUGGUGUUGAAGUAAGGCUGCCGCCACACAUUGAUUUGCGUGUCGACUACACCGAUCGCACGCCGCCCUACUUUCUCAUCCAACCGCCGGCGCAGGUAACCGCGCGUCCAGGCGAAACAGCACUGUUAGAAUGCCCAGGUGUGGGCUCACCACCGCCAGAGGCUGUCUGGAGUAGUCCGAAUGUAAUUAACAUCUACAAUAAUCGCACAAAGGUGCUGCCAUACGGCCUCCAGAUCUCCGAUGUUCUGCCCGAGGAUCAGGGUUCCUAUGUGUGCCGCCUAGAUAAUGGUAUUGCGCCUGCGCUGGUGCAAAUUAUAAAAUUUAUUGUUUUGGAAGUGCCACAAAUCCUGAGCGGUCCAGCCACAACGCUCACAAACGAAGGCGAACAGCUCGAGUUGGAAUGUUCGGCGGCGGGCAAUCCCUUCCCACAGAUCUAUUGGCUGAUCAAUGGUGAAGACACUUCGCUGGACAACGAGACGUUCCACGAAGACCGUCGAUUGGUUAUACGACACGUGCAGAAGCGGCACGCGGGCAUUGUACAGUGCUUUGCGAAAAAUGAAGUGGGCGAGGCAAGCGAAGGCAGCUUGCUGCAAGUCAACCCAAAACAGAUACAAGGCGAGGGCUCAGCUCCUUUGGGAAACGUGCCAAUUCGCACGCCUUACGAGCAUACCGGCAGCAAGAACAAAGGCAAACGGAAGCACAUGAAAAUGCCCAACAUGAUUCCGCCUUCGCGUCCGAAUGUGACCCGCUUGGCUGACGACUCGGUCAUGCUGCGCUGGUAUCUGCCUAAGAACGAGGGUCUGUCCAUACAGUUCUUCAAAGUGCAGUACCGCAUGCUCGGGGACUCGAGCCGCAAGAUACCGCGCGAAAACUGGCAGACCACCAACGAAGACAUCCCCUACGGUAAGCGCGAUCGCAACUUUGAAGGCGUGAAGAACUUUACGUCAUCGGUGACAGGUUUGAAACCGGAUCGUUUCUAUCGGUUUCGCAUCAUUGCGGUCUACUCGAACAAUGACAACAAAGAGGGUAACACCUCAGCGAAAUUCUUUUUGCAAAGUGGUGAGGCUUUGGGCCCCACAAAGGCUACACUACCCGCACCAGAGCUGGCGCGCGUGGAGCCGCUCUCUGAAACUGCGGUAAUACUAUACUGGACGCUGCCGGCAAAUCCCGUUAAUGUGCCGGAUGGCUUCUACGCCUACUAUCGACUCGCCUCUUCCGCGGGCGAAUACCUGAAAGCGACAGUGGAUGGCCAACAUUCACGUAAAUUUAAGAUCGACAUGCUGGAACCGGGCACCGCAUACGAGUUUAAGCUACAGUCCUUCAAUGCGUUAGCUGCGUCCGAGUUCAGCGCCAUACUGCAGGGCAAAACGAAGAAACCAGUCCAAACAGACGUCGCCGUGACACCAGCGGCUAUUCCACCACCGAAAGCCAAGGAAUCGAACAUAGCCACGUAUCCAAUAGUGGCGGGCGUUGCCGGGUUCGGCAUUCUACUCAUAGUGGCCAUCAUAGCGGCAUUUUUAUGCAUUAAACGCCGAAAGCCCGUGCAGUCAGAAGAUGAAAACAAACCGCAACUUGAUCACAUACAGGCUGACUUCGUGACGCCCUCAGUGUUGGGCGUGGCGACGCAUCACAAAUCGGGGCACCGCCUAAAUGGCGUCAUUCCGCGCAUGAACAUCACACCCAAUCCGCUGGCUCAAGAAGCCGACAAGAAUCGCAAUGUGAUGGAGCUACGCUUCCUGCCCAACUGCAGCAAUUCCGGCAGCUCCAACAGUUCGGCCAGUGCCAGCAAUUCGGCCACAGCUCACCCGUAUACGAGCAGCAGUCAUAGUCUACAUCAGGAGCAGUCCGCUACCGCCUCUGCCGCUGCCACCUUGCAUGCCGAUGACGCUGAGCCGCACACACCACCACCACGUUCUUCCUCUUCCUGUGAGACGCUGGAAGCGAGUGAAGGAAUUUUCAAUGCAACCGAUCCGAAUUCACCACUCUCCAAGCCUUUGCCGCCGUUGCCCAACCACAAACUGUACGCGCAACAACAGCACCACCACCACCAGCAUCCGCCUCAGCAGUCGCAUACAACCCCACCAAAAAUGACCAAUAACAAUGCACAAGUAAGCGCCGCUCUAACAACAACAGCAGCAACAGCGCCAAGCGCAGUAACGACAAAUACAAAUUACGCUACUGCGCAUUACAACAACAACACGAAUGCAAUGCAUUUGCAUACGAAAUCGAAUUCGUCUCAUUCAUCCGCCUCAUCAUUUCAUUCUUUACAUAAUUCACAGGCACAUCUCGGCUCGCAUCAAGGUCUACACCACGCGCAGCCAUACCAUCCACCGCCACCCGGCACACCAACACUAAUGCACAAACGCGCCGAUUAUAUGCCACAUCAUCAUCACGUCGGCGCUGUGGGCCAACAUCCGCCACCGGUGCCGCCACAUCAGAAUAACAAUCACAGCGGCCACCACAACGCACAUCAUCUCUACCAGCAACAACAAUAUCACGCACAUUCGCAAUCGCCACAGACGCCAUCACUUGAGCAAGAGCGUCGCACGCUGGAGCGCAGCGCGCGCAAUCUGCACUACACAGCGACCGCGAUGCCGGCGAAUGUGACGCAGCCGCACGAUGGCGCCAUGAACAUCGACGGUUUGCCGACGCGCAUACCAUCGCUGCGCCGUACGCGACGCGCCUCCGGCAGUGCUAACAACAAUAAUGGCGGUGUGGGCAUACCAAUCGUGUCGGGCAGCCCGCGAGUGCAGCGUUCACCGAUGCCGGCGCGCGCCAUGAUGAAACGCGGCCGGUUGGGCAGCCACAACGACAACAUGUCCUCUGGCAGCUUGAACAGUAUUGAGGUGUGAACGGUAAGCGUGGGAUAGCCGAUGGGCUAACGGAGGGGAGGGAGGGGAGAAGGAGAGGGAUGAGAAUGAUGUGUUAAGGGGUAGAGGGUGACAAGAGUUUAGGAUAAGUAGUAUUAAGAGCUGAGGUAGCCUAAAAGUAGGCAACAUAGAGGCGAGACAUAGUUUUAGGAAGUACAAAAAUGCUUCAGUAGGUGUUUUUAGAAGUUUCUCGAAUAAGAGAACUUAGGUUAAGGAAACUCAAUUGAUGAGCUGACUGUGAAAAGUUUUUGAAAGAAAAUCCUGGACAUGCGGAAGGACAGACAAAGGAAAGCAAGCGGUUUUCAUAGAAAAUAAUUUGUGGCAAAGCUGUUCAUAUUCGCUGAGCUCUACAAAAUCCUGAAGAGGACUGUAAAAAAUUGGUAUUUAAUACUUUUGGAAUUAUUAGCGAAAAAUGGAAAUUUGCUGAAAACAGGAUUUCGAAAAGUCGAAAAAUUUUGUAUUGAAAUCGCGUUUGAGCGGAAUUGUAAAUAUAUGAAAUUAAGUAUUUUUAGUAUUUUACUAAACUAUAGAAAAAAUGUAAUAUUAAUCAAUAGCUUUAGAAAGUAAAUAAUGUUUCGAAUAUGUAACUCGAAUGUUAAAAACUAAAAACGUAGAUUUAAUGAAUAUUAUUGCAUACUUUCAGGCAGGGUGCUGUUUUUAGUGCCUUGUUUUGUAAAAUGUGAACGGCAACGCUGUUUCCAAAUCCAUAAAGACUUAACUGAAUUAAAUUACGUAAUGACAAUCUUAGUUGUAGUUCUCAACCCAAAAUGACAAUCAACUUACCAGCUAGCAAAGUAUGUGCAUAUGUAGGUAUGCGAGUAAUUCAACCACUUAGUUUUUCGUUAAAUCCGUCCUAGAGCAGGAAUAAUCAAAACACAAAAAAAAUUAAAUUGUUGGUACAUACUAAAGACUAGUGGGCGGGCGAUAAACGCUUUCGAAAUACUGAGCCAAUCUAAAAAUUUAGCAAGAGUCGCCUUUAAAAAGGCUUCACAAGCAACUGAAUUUGAAAUGGUCGGCUACCCUCUUAAAUAAAAUUGUUUUUUUAACUCUUAGUUACAGUACAAGUGCCUAGUUUUUGUAUUUUUUAAUGCUAAAUAUUUUAUAUAUUUUUCUAAUUAAUUAAAAUAUAAUUUUUGUGCUUCCUACAGUUUUUGACUGCACUGUUUACUAUUAUGUUUCAGAGCUUAAGUUUUUAAAAAGUAUUUAAUUUAUUAAAAAAUAAUCUUAAUUUGAUUAAUAUUUUGUUUAAUAUUUUCGAAUCGAGCUGAAAAGAUUUAAAUUUGUUUCUUCCUGUGGCGACUAAUACUCCGCCAGUCAAAAUAAGUUUUAAAAUAUUUUUGUGUUUUUAAAAGAAAUUUACUUUUAUGUAUACAUUUUUUAAUAACAAAUUAAUAUUCUGUAAUAUUUACUUUCGGCAAAAUGUACGUUAUUUUUUUAUUAUUUAUAAUAAUGCAUAGCUAAUAACA